UGGGUUGCUCAGAGAGGUCGAACUUCCCAUUUUCCCAUUGCUUCCCCCUCCAAGUCCUCCCAUUCACAUUGGCUCUGCUCCCUCACCUCCUCCAUUGAAGCAGAUCACUCAUCUUAUCCCCCAAUUCCUCUCCGCCGAUCCUUCGGUUUCGGUCUUUCGAUCGGCUGCUCCGAUCUUGAUCCAUCCUCCGCUGUUCUUGCACGGCUCUGACACACCCCGAAGAGCCCAAUUCGCAUAGCUGUAUUUGCUUGACCGUUGACCUGGGGGUGUCAUCGGGAGAACUCGGCUUCGGUGGUUCACUCGGCUCGUGGUUCUGGGGAUCGGGUCCCUCUUGGAUGUGAAGACCAGGAUAGUUGGAGGAAGGAAUCCUGUCCAUCCCCUGACGUUUUCAUCUAGAUGGAAGCAGAAUCGCAGAGCAAGGCGGUUGCGCCGGCCCCGUUCCUUACCAAGACGUACGACAUGGUCGACGAUCCUCAGACGAACUAUCUCGUGUCGUGGAGCGACAACGGAUGCAGCUUCAUCGUGUGGAACCCGCCGGAGUUCUCCAGGGAGCUGCUUCCCCAGUACUUCAAGCACAACAACUUCUCCAGCUUUGUCAGGCAGCUCAAUACCUAUGGAUUCAGGAAGGUGGACCCGGACCAAUGGGAGUUUGCGAAUGAAGAGUUCAUAAGGGGCGAAAAGCAUCUCCUCAAGAACAUUUACCGGCGAAAACCGAUCCACAGCCACUCACUGCAGAACGUCCCACUGCACGAUUCCGAGAAGCAGAUGUAUGAGGAUGAGAUCAAGAGGCUGCAGAAUGAGAACUCGCUUCUCCAGUCAGAGCUUCAGAGGCACCGGGGAGAGAAUCCUGCCAGCAUCGAGAUCCAAGUACAGUUCUUGGGAAAGAGAUUGCAUGAAAUGGAAAGUAAACAGGCCCAAUUAGUUACAUUCCUAGUCGAACUAAUGAGAAAUCCUAGAUUCCCAUCCACUCUCGCGGAUCAAUCUGAUGACCGGGGCAAAAGGCGAAGGCUGCUUGAACUCGACCAACUAGAACUUAACAACAGUUCGAAGGACAGAGGGGCUGCCCCGUUGUUAGAUUUGAACUCAGUUGAGAAGUUGCAAAAUUCUUUGAAUGUAUGUGAGAAUUUCCUACAAGGUGUUGGACAGAAAAUGGCCGAGGAAGAGAAUGAUUUCGGUUCAUCAUCAAGGCCUCCACCGUUAGUUAUUCCUACAAACAGAGAAUCCUCCGGAGAUUCCGAAAGGAACAUCCACACCUGGUCUCCCCGAUCGCCUCCAUCUUCUUCUUCCAAGGACGUUAGAUCAAUGUCGCCGGAACUUGGCGCAUCUCUUGAUCAAGUAGAUAGCCCGACCACAUCAUCAGUCUAUCUCAAUGUGGACAUCAGUCUCAAGUCUUCAGUGAUAGACGUAAACUCGGAGCCCUGCAAUAAUAAUAUAAGCGAAAUCGAGAAGAAUCUGAGCGAGCAGGUGAGGGAGAAAAUCCCCGGGGCCCCGCAGGAGAUGAACGAUGUGUUCUGGGAGCAGUUCCUAACAGAGACACCACGACCAUCCGACUCUCAGGAAGUCCAGUCUGACAGAACCGAUGGGACCGAUACAGUAAGCAAGCCGGCUAGCCAUGGCAAGUUCUGGUGGAAUGCGCACUACGAUAUUGACUUCAUAAAACAGUUCGGGAGCCAUGCGGUUGACGAGAGGACGUGAAGCCGGUUCAUUUUCUUUCAUCUAAUUUAUAUCUGAUAUGCAUCUUUUAGUGUAGGAUUAUAGAAUCAAGUAUUGCUGGACAUAUCUUCUGCUUUGGUUUACCAAUAUUAUAAAACAUAUACUGCUGAUUUUAUAUUUCGAAA
Molecule: messenger RNA, 1838 nt
Organism: Punica granatum (pomegranate)
Lineage: Eukaryota; Viridiplantae; Streptophyta; Magnoliopsida; Myrtales; Lythraceae
Source: RefSeq, a predicted model, not a curated record